CAGCAGGCUGGAGAAGAGGCAAAACCAUAAUUAAGAAGAGCAUAACUAAAUAGUUAGAAAUUAGUUAAUUAUCAUGUCCCCACAAUUCCUCGUCCCCAUCAUUCUGCUCAUCUCGUCCAGCAGUUUGGUCACAAUCUGUGAAGGGAAGGUGGUCCAAGUCCCAAGGGAGGAUUCGUGUGGUUACAAGAGCUGCCCGGCCACGAAACCCGACCAACUCAACGUUCAUCUUGUCCCGCAUUCUCACGAUGACAUCGGUUGGUUAAAAACUGUUGAUCAGUAUUAUUACGGAGAUCGAAAUGAUAUUCAACAAGCCGCUGUUCAGUACACGAUCGACUCUGUGGUGACCGAGCUACAAAAGAAUCCGGACAGAAGAUUCAUCUAUGUUGAGACGGGCUUCUUUUGGCGUUGGUGGAACCAACAAGACGCCGAGACCCAGGCCAUCGUCAGACAACUAGUGAACAAUGGGCAACUCGAGUUUAUCAGUGGUGGAUGGGUUAUGAAUGAUGAAGCAGGGGCUCAUUACAAUGCCAUCAUCGAUCAGAUGACUUUGGGGCUGAGAUGGCUAAAUGAAACGUUUGGAGAGUGUGCGUUGCCCAAAAUUGGCUGGCAGAUUGACCCGUUUGGACACUCGCGAGAACAAGCGUCCCUCUUUGCUCAGAUGGGGUUGGAUGGGCUAUUUUUUGGACGAUUGGAUUACCAGGACAAAACUGCCCGCAAAAUCUCUCGCAAUAUGGAAAUGAUUUGGUCAGGAAGUCCAAAAAAUCUGGGCAAGGAUGCACAACUCUUUACCAGCGUGUUGUUUAAUGGGUACAAUCCACCAGACGGAUUCUGCUUUGAUAUUUUCUGUACGGACGACCCCAUAAACGACGACCCCCGGCUUUUUGACUACAAUGUUGACGCCAAAGUGAAUGACUUUGUUAAAGCGAGUCGAGAUUGGGCAAAACCUUACACGACGAACAAUGUCUUGAUGACGAUGGGCUCUGAUUUUCAGUACCUCGCUGCUCACACGUGGUACAAAAAUUUGGACAAGUUGAUCAAGUACGUGAACAAAGAGGACAACGGAAUUAACGUUUUGUACUCCACGCCGAGCUGUUACCUUCAAGAAGUCAAUAAGGCUGGAUUAAACUACGGGGUGAAGGAGGACGACUUUUUUCCAUACGCCAGCGAUCCCCAUGCAUUCUGGACGGGCUAUUUCACCUCCCGACCCGCCUUCAAAUACAAUAUUCAACAUGCCAACAAUUUCCUCCAAGCAUGCAAACAGCUCACAAUUAACGAAAUGAUCACCAAACCAAACACAACAACGCUCGACGAAGUGUUCGUACUUGAGGAAGCGCUUGCCGUGAUGCAGCACCACGACGCAGUCUCUGGCACGGCAAAACAACACGUUACCGACGAUUACGCCCUUCGCUUAUCCAUCGGCAUGAAUUCUUGCUCUUCUGCCAUGUCCUCCGCUAUGGGUGGCGAUACCACAUUUUGCCACUCGCUCAACAUCUCUUCCUGUUCUUUCACUGAAAACAGGACAGACUUCUUAGUCAACGUGUACAAUCCGCUGGUCCGCGAGGUUAAAAACGUGUACGUUCGAGUCCCUGUGGUUGGAUCGGAAGGGUGGCGAGUGGUUGGACCGGAUGGCGUCGUAGUGGAAAGUCAAGUCGUCAUGAUACCUUUGGAGGUAACACGGAUUCCUGGGCGAGAGGGGGGCGCAGAGUUUGAAGUUGUUUGGAGAGUGGACUCUCUUCUUGGGUUGGGUUGGGGGGUUUAUAGAUUGAGCCAGAGUGGGGAUGAUGCCGGUCAAAAAUCUGUGCUGCUGAGAAAGGGACCGGGAAAAGGGUUCUCGAGGGAGGAUUUCACCAUAUCGAACGAUGUCGGGCUGACGGUGACAUUUAGUGGGGAAUCUGGCCUUGUGAAAGGAAUCUCUUUAGACGGACAGACUGUCGAUCUGGAUCAAAAUUUCUAUUUUUACGAAGGGAUGAGUGGGAACAAUUCAAAAUUUGAGUUCAGGGCGAGUGGAGCGUACAUAUUUCGACCAAAUGUUAGCAGCACGUCGGCAGCUCCCACAAUGAUUACGUCCAAUAUAUUUUCUUAUCACGUGUACCAGGGAGAUUUACUUACAGAGGUUCACCAAGUCUUCACCGAUUGGGUGAGUCAGGUCGUUCGGGUUUACAAGGGGAGGAAAGAGGUCGAGUUUGAGUGGUUGGUGGGUCCUGUGCCAGUUGGUGACUCCAUCGGGAGAGAAAUUAUCACCCGUUACUCAACGAAUCUCGCCACCUCAGCCACUUUCCAAACAGACGCCAACGGUCGUGAGUUGCUCACAAGGAAGCGAGACUUCCGACCCACGUGGGACUAUAAAGUUAACGAACCAAUAGCUGGGAAUUAUUAUCCAGUCAAUUCUAGAAUUAUUUUACAAGAUGAGACAAAUGGGGUCAGUUUAGUCGUGUUAAAUGACCGUGCACAAGGUGGGAGCAGUAUGAAUGAUGGUGAAGUAGAGUUAAUGCUCCACCGACGAUUGCUAUUCGAUGACGCCUUUGGAGUUGGCGAAGCCUUAAACGAGUCAGCAUUCGGGGAAGGGUUGGUUGUACGGGGGAGACAUUGGGUCAUUCUUGGGGGAAAAGAUCCCGCCCCACUGCAUCGUCCCCUCGCCCAAGAGAUAUUCAUGGACCGGAUCAUUUCCUUCGCUCCGUAUGAAGAGAGCAACGCCAUAAAUCCAAAAAUCUUGGGGGAAAAGACUACGAUAUUUUCUGCCCUGUCGGCCGUCUUACCUCCAAAUGUGCAUGUAUUAACGCUUGAACCAUUAUCGGGAAAUCAGUUUCUGCUAAGAUUGGAGCAUUUUUACGAGAAGGGUGAAACUGGAGGUGACAUUGUGAGGGUGGAUAUUGGGUCCCUCCAUGACGCCAUGCCCUUCAUAAAGUCGAUACGAGAAGCUACUCUUUCCGGGAAUCAAUGGAAGUCAGAGGUCAAACGGAUGGAGUGGGGAUGCGAAGGGGGGUGUGGUGGGGACGAAAGUAGUAGUGGUGGUGGGGUAGAGGGAGAAAUUGUACUGAGGCCGAUGGAGAUAAAGACCUUUGUUGUAGGGUAUUGAUAGAUUUUAGUUCUUAGAAGGGCAUGUACCAAUGGUACAGUACCAUACUGUAGCAUUUUUAUUUUUGGGGUAUAAUAAAAUAAAGGUUAUUCGUUGUUGAGUCGAGUUCA
Messenger RNA from Folsomia candida, 3186 nucleotides. RefSeq names its product lysosomal alpha-mannosidase. The transcript is spliced from 14 exons. Bases 74 to 3076 code for a protein of 1000 amino acids. The record is from RefSeq and is a predicted model, not a curated record. Lineage: Eukaryota; Metazoa; Arthropoda; Collembola; Entomobryomorpha; Isotomidae. Gene Ontology annotation, cellular component: lysosome. Gene Ontology annotation, biological process: mannose metabolic process. Gene Ontology annotation, molecular function: carbohydrate binding; alpha-mannosidase activity.